Molecule: messenger RNA, 5515 nt
Organism: Anas platyrhynchos (mallard)
Lineage: Eukaryota; Metazoa; Chordata; Aves; Anseriformes; Anatidae
Gene: PXMP4
Product: peroxisomal membrane protein 4
Cellular component (GO): peroxisomal membrane
Source: RefSeq, a predicted model, not a curated record
GCCCCGUCCCGCAGCCUGAGGGGCCGGGGAGCGGCGGGCGCCAUGGCGGGCGGGGGGGCAGCGCCGGGCCCCGCGCCCCGCGUCCCGCUGCGGGCCCUGCUCCGCGCCCUCAACGCCCUCCUCAGGCAGCGCCGCCACCGCGCCGCGCUCGCCGCCAUCAAGGGCUUCCGAAAUGGAGCCGUCUACGGGGCAAAAAUCCGCGCCCCCCACGCCCUGGUGAUGACUUUCCUGUUCAGGAGCGGCAGUUUAAGAGAGAAACUGAAGUCGAUCGCUCAGGCUACGUACACCCAUUCCCGGAACUUGGCGUAUUUUGUGUUCACCUACAAGGGGCUGAUGGCGUUGCAGUCCUGGCUACAGGGGAAAAAAAUCCCAUUUCAUUCUUUCUUGGCAGCCUGCAUUGGGGGUUGGUUAGUGUUUGGUGAGAACAAUCCUGUCAACAGCCAGAUCGUUAUGUACCUGCUGUCUCGUAUCCUGUUUGGCUUGUCUCGGCUGGCGGUGGAGAAGGGCUAUGUCCCGCAGCCCAAGCAGGAUCCCUUUCCACUCGUUGCUGCUCUGGUGUGGGGAACAGUUCUCUGGCUCUUUGAGUACCACCGACAGACUCUGCAGCCCUCCCUGCAGGCCUCCAUGACCUAUCUGUAUGACGACAGUAACGUAUGGCAUGACAUUUCGGACUUCCUCAUUUACAACAAAAAGCCUGCAAGCGAGUAGUUGGUUCCUUGGAAAACACCUGUGAACAUGACGGUACCUAAGGGAAAAGGUUGUUCUGUCGCUCUCGACUGGUUAUUAUUAUUAUUUUUUUAAUUAACUUCUGUCAAGGAGAGUUGCCUCUUGUGUCCUGACCAAAAUGUUCUGAUCAGUCUUCUACUAGCUCUGUUUAGAGCGAGUUAAUACCCCGCAGAAACUUGUUGCAAUGCCUCAGGGAGAGUAAAAUGCCUUGGGAACCUUCAGUUAAAAUCAGUCUUCUUUUAAAGAUGCCUUAUUUUUCCUGUGAAUGUUUUUUUUUUUGAUUGGUUGGGUUUUUGUUUCCUUUUAAGAAAGGAAAUAUGCUCGUAAAAUGGCAGCUUGACAGUAAUUGGGGAAUAGGUCUAAUCAUGGAAAAAAUGCUCUAGGAGUUGUCUGGGUGCUCACGAGAUGGAAGCAUUUUUCUGCGCUGCUGUGCUCCCUGUCGUGGGAAGAUGGGAGUGGGAGCCCUGCUCGGUUCUGGAAGCUGAGACAUAAUUUCUUGAUUUCUAAAAUAUUGCAAGGAAGGUUGUGUGCUCCCUAAGAGAGUUCCUCUGCAAUCUUUCUUCUCUCAGGGAGGCAAUAAGAUGUUUGAGAAUAAAACUUCUGAGAUUCUCUCUCACGAGUCUGGUAAAUCAGGCUUGGAAGGAAUAUUUUUUUUCUCAGUUUCUUUCAUCCACUUGGGCUGCAUCUGUCUUUCUACCCAGUGCACUAACUUAAUACCCUGUAAUUAUUUAAAACUUAUUUGUAAAGCUUUUGAAAGCUGCUUAAAUUAAAUACCAGAAACAGUUACGCAAUUUAAACUCCUUUGAAAACCGGCUGAGGCACAUUGCGUGCCCUCGGCUGUCACGCUGGGUACUUUAUACGUAGCAGUGAGAUGCACUUUCGCUUUGGUGGAAGCCCGUGGGUCCAGAGUCCACCCCCUGCACCAGUGGGACGACCUCGCUGUCAUCAAGCUUGAAUGUACGUGUAGCUGCUGCAGUCCUGUCGCUGGGCCAGGCUGAGGUCACGCAGGAGUAUUCAGGUGGCUCUUCCUUUAAAUGCACUGCUGAGCCCCACAAACAGCACGUGCCAGGCCUUCACUGAGGGUUGACUGGCCAGCUGAGAAAUGCUCCAUUUCAUCAAAACAAAAACUUUUCAAGUUGAUGAAAUCAAACUGUUAACAGCAUUAAGCACUGCUAGGUCUGUGUGACACUAAUCCAUUCGUUCACUUAAUGACGGUGUGUAAAACCAGUACGUCAGGAAUUAUUUCAGUGUGAUAUCACAAGAGUUAAUAAGCUCCCUGUGCUGUUCCCUUUUGUCUCAGUCAAUAUUAUUUGUUUCUUGCUCUUUUACCUUCUCUUGUCUAAAAGAAGUUAGCCGUCUGUGUACACAUCCACUUUUCCAUCCUGACCUUGUUGUUUCAUAAUCCCACUGAUGGUGCUCUUCAUCAUUUUUUGCAGUCUCCUCUUUACAAUCCAAGCUCUAGCAAUUUGUUGUAUUUAAUGGUGUGACUGGAAUAGGAAGUCCAAGUUCAGGUACCUUCUGUGUAGGAAAAAGUUCUUGAUAUCUUAAAGAUGUUUUUCCUUCAUCUCGUAAACUUUUUUAUUACUACUGUGCAUCUUCUGAGUGCUGCUUUGCUUUUUAUUUUUCCACGCUCUCUAUCACCAAGAUGGAGAGUUGAAUGUUCCCCUCCCCACAGCCUGUCUGUUGCUGUGAGGUUCAGGAUCGAAUCACAUCCAGAGAGGCUCAGCUUGAGUAGAAAUCAAGUCUUCUUUUCAGUCUUGACCUACGUCUGACACUGAGGAGAGCUACGUGUGCUGUGAAGUCUCAGUGCAGAGAUGGAAGCAUCCUUGUGCUCAUCCCAUGCAGAUCCGUGACUACUCUUCUUUGUGCCCAGAAAACAAGGUAUUACCUUACCAUCACCUGUGGUCCCUUUACCUGCUGUCAUGGUCCGUCUGGAAUGUUGGGGUUGGAACACGGAACAGAAUUUUGUCAAUUUUUCUGGGCCUGGAGAAGUUAGGAACUGUUUUUGCACUUCCUUCUAGUUCAAUAUUUUCUUUUGUCUUGGUGAUCUCAAAGAUUCAAGUAGAGGGAGAAAAAAACAUGAAGCUGUAGCUGAGUUGUGAUUUCUGUGUAAGUAUCGUGUCUGUGUUUGCUCCGCUGGUGGGUGCCUGAGGCAGGGUGUCCUGACAGGGGCGUGCUGCACCUGACCUUUGUGGCAGAAACCUCAAUGUGGUUCUGAACGAGCGUGUUAAUAUUGAGCUAAUGUUGCUGAACAACCUUUGGUGGGAUUUGAGAAAACCCUUCCAGAAUCUCAGAGCAAUGGCUUGAGAAUUUCUUCCUAAAACUGUUAGACUGACAAACCCCAGGCCACAUGCAGUUACUGCAGCACACGCUGCGGCCUGGCUCACACGUGAGCUGUGUCUAUUUGAAGUUUUUAACAUUUUGAACAAAUUGCCAAUGUUCUUUCAGGAGAAGGGCUUACAGUUCUCUUCCACGUGAGCUGAUGUGCUUCUGCUAGUCGUUGUGAAGUCAGAGGGAAAUGUCCUUUUUGUGCUGCCACACGCAGUACCUCUGUCCUCUCUAGGUGGCAGAAUCAAGCCAACAGCAGGGCUCCAGCAGCAACUUGGCAACUGGCCGCCGGUCGUCCUUGGUUCAAACUGCCCUUUUUCUCUUGGGAAUCUACCGCCAACCUCACUUUCAAAGUAAAUCGUGCCUGAGACUCCAACCAUCUGUACUGGUGACCCAGGAACCAGCUGCUGUCCCUGGAAGCGAAGUGCAGCUCGUCCCAGGAGCAGGUUCUGUGCAGCCGCCGUUCGCUGCGCUUUGGGGGACGGUUUGUGCUCCUGCUGUGUGCGGGCAGGGCGCUAAGCUGCAAGUCACUCCUUUCCCCGGGGAGGUAAUUGGGACGGUUCCUUAACGGCAUUAGUGCACGUUGCCUCUUCUGCCACCAGAUAGCUGGGGCCGGACCCCUUAUGCUGCCGAUGUGCCGGAACAAUGCGGGCGUGUAGUAAGGAAGCGAACUAGAAGUAAUUUGUCUGAGUCAGACUUUUGGAUACAUAAGUGACACUCCCUGCCCUCCCCCAGCGCAUUGUGUAAGGAAUUGAGUCCCCUGUUUGUGUUCCUUUUUAUUAGCAUUAAAACCAAAAGGAAUAAAGAGACAGUUGGGAAGCCACCUGCGAAUCGGCCGAAUGCUGAAGGAAUCACAAAGGAGAGCCGUUUUUUCUCCCCGACCCUGAUCAGUUUUGAAUUUUAAGAUGAACAUGCUUUUGUUUGUCUACGUCGACCUUAUUUCCUCUUCUUAUUUCUUCUCAGCCACCUGACUCUGAGAUGCUGAGCGCCUCGAAAGAGGAGCAGGGCAUCUCCAUGUUUAGCUCGGUUUGUCAAAAAUCAGGAUUUCUGGAUAAAACCGGUGUGUUCGUUUUAAAUUGAUGCUCCUCCUUCAGAUUUUAAGCCUCUUUUACAGAGGGAACUUUAAAGGUUAAUGAAUUGAACUGAUCAAAAGUUUUCACCAAGCCUUGACUCUGUAUCCUGAGCUAUUAAUCAUUUAUUUUAUGAGUGAACAAAGCGAGCUGAGGGUUAUUUACAGCCGCCGCAUGCUGCCCUGGCAUACCUGCUGUGCUUCACUUCUCUUUGGAAAAUUGCUCUUACAUUAGUGUGCUUUUUCAGGAUUGCUGAAGGAAACAUGUCCGGGACAAUUACAUUAUUUAACAAGGGUGAAAGCUGAAUGGGUGCGUGAUAUUUGGUUUAGCUGAGGUACUGCAUCUGAUCUGUGCAGUUCAGGAGAGGGUCAUUCUGAAAGAAAAACUGCAGAAGAUCUUUGGUGUCGGUGCUGCAAGACUUCCUUGCCCCGGUGGAGAAGUUUAAGCUCUGCUUUAAACCGAGCUGGGUGUGGGGUGGCAAUGAUGGGAUGGCCUCAGGCUCCUGAAGCAGACCAAAAGCAGGUGUUCAGAACAUCCCCCCUGCACCCCGAGCUCUGCAGCCAGCUGGGAGCCUUCGUGGAUGGCUGGUGCUAGUGAAGGAACCAGUAACCACUGCGGGUAUCCUCUCGAAGGAGAAACUGGUAUGACUCAAGCUCAUUUUCACUGCCUCAGCACAAACACGACCUUUGGAAAAUACCCUGAGCCGCGCACUGUUUCCUAUUUGUCAGGUUGUGUUUGUCUGCCUGGAUCCUGCUAACCUGAGCAGACUGUGCUCGCCUUUCUGGUGCUGGUUUUGAAAUCCACCUGAUAAGGAGUAGAAAAAACGAGGCGUAAUGCUGCCCAGUGCCAUGUCUGGCUGCCACUGUUAGUGUUGUAGGGGUGCUAAUCUUGAAUUCUCAACCUGUGUGUUCACACCAGAUUGUUGGAGGAGGUAACUUUUUCUCCUUUACUUAGAAUUUGCUUCUCUCUCAUUUCUUUAUGAGACUAGUGAUGAGGAGGGGAGGAACAAAUUAAAUGCUCUGUAAUGCAAAUAUUGUUACCUCUGGUUUUGGCCUCGCUGUAUUUUGCAUUCAUAAUUGCCAUGUAGUCCAGGUCCUGAUUGUCGGAUGGCGUAGGAUAACACUAAGUCCAUAACCUCAGGUAACUUGUGAUGAUGCCAAUCAGAAUGCUUGUGGCAACUCCCCGGUGGGUUUAAGCAGUGUGGAGGAAGGGGCAGUGGGGCUGGAGUAGCUCUGUCUGCUGUGAAUCAGCUUCCUGUGCAGCCGGUGCAGCAGUCAGCCUGCUGUAAGAUUUCUGCUCACCUCCUUUGCAGAUUAUUUCUGUAUAGUUGGGUUUUGAAGAUCAUGUUGUGCUUUCUAUAAUAAUAAUAAUAAACUAAUUUUUUGACUUUU